Molecule: messenger RNA, 324 nt
Organism: Penaeus monodon (black tiger shrimp)
Lineage: Eukaryota; Metazoa; Arthropoda; Malacostraca; Decapoda; Penaeidae
Product: 2-oxoglutarate and iron-dependent oxygenase domain-containing protein 2-like
Exons: 3
Coding region: 49-324 (91 amino acids)
Source: RefSeq, a predicted model, not a curated record
AACAACCAAACCUCGCCGCCGCUCCUUCCGUUCAACUGUCUAGUCACAAUGACGGUGCAAUAUGGGUUUUGCAAAUGUUUUUUCACUAAAAACUUUUUCAUUAGAAAGUAUGGAAUACACGUUACUUUCCUUAAUAAGACGCAAUUUCUCGAAGAUUUCUCAAAGAUCUUGAAGUCCAAGGGCUGCUCUGACCCAGAAACACUUGUUCCUGAGUUAGAGAAAGAAGUUGAACGAAGACGGCAUGCUCACGAGGAAAGAUGGAAACAUUGCCAAUAUGUUGCAAGAGAAUACAAGUGUCUUCAUCCCGGGCCCUUUCCCCUUUGA